UCUUCCGUUCCCCUCCCCUUAUUUAUACUGCUCAACGCCCCCUCCCCCGCUCUCUCUCCCCUUUAUUCAUCGUUCGUCCUCCUAGGAAGGAGCGAAAAUGGCCUCUUCUCAGCCCCCGCUCUCACCGCCGGUGACCGCACCCUCCUCUCCUCCUUCUGCUUCUGGUCACCGCGCGGUUCUCCUCAGCUCAAUCACCUCCCUCCUCCUCCUCCUCCAGUAAUUCCAACAGCCCGUACCUCUCGAACCCUAAUUUUAACCCCUCGAUGGCCAUCGUCAUCGUCGUCCUCAUCUCCGCCUUCUUCUUCCUCGGCUUCUUCUCCAUCUACAUCCGCCAGUGCGCCGGCGACCGCCGCGGCUCCGAGGCCUCCAACGCCCCGCAACCGCGGCGCCAACGCCCGCUCCCGUCGCCAGCGCGGACUCGACCCGGCGAUCCUCGCGACUUCCCGACCCUCGUCUAUUCCGACGUCCGGGACCACAAGCUCGGCAAGGCGCUGGAGUGCGCCGUAUGCCUGUCGGAGUUCGACGACGACGAGAGCCUCCGCCUCCUCCCUCGCUGCGAUCACGUGUUCCAUCCCGACUGCAUCGACGCCUGGCUCGCCGCCCACGUGACCUGCCCCGUCUGCCGCUGCAACCUAGAAGAACCCCCCGCGGACCCGCAGCCCGAAAUCGGCCAAAUCGACCGAACAAACGCGAACGCCGCUCGGCCCGAACCCGAGCCUCAGCAGGUGGCGAUUCAAGUCGGCCCAGCCGAAGAGGACGAAGAGAGGAAGGCCGAGAUCGAGAACUUGGAAAAAUUCGUCAACACGAAGAGGGCGCGGUCGAGGGCUCGACCAGCGAGGUUCCCGCGGUCGCACUCGACUGGGCACUCACUAGUGAUGCCGGGGGAGAAUCUCGAUAGGUUCACUCUUCGAUUGCCGACGAAUAUUCGAAAGGAGAUCGUGGAGAGGGCGGAGAUGAUGCAGAGGGCGAAGAGCUUGGGGGUCUACCCAGCUGAGGGAAGCUCGAGGCGAGGAGGAGGAGGAGGAGGAGGGAGGAGCAUACAACUGGGGAGGUCCGAUCGAUGGGGGUCGUUCUUGAUGAGGACGCUCUCCAUGAAGAUGACGAAUUGGGGGAGGAGAGGGGACGGCGAUGGGUCGUCGUUGAUUAGGGGGUCGUCGUCGAUUAGGGGCGGGUUUUUCCGGCGAGGGGAUUCGAUUAAAGGCGAGGGGUCUACGAAAGGAGGAGGUGUGAAGUUCAAUGCUUUUGAUUGCUACGGCGGAGCGGCGACGAAGAGCGAGGAGUCUCAAUCGUCGGCGUUUAAUCGGGUGUGAACUAUUAUUUUUUAAAUUGAUUUUUUUUUGGGUAUUUUGAUUUUCUUUUUCUUUUCCUCUUUUUCUUUUUAUUUUUUUUAUUGGGUGAUCUUGGAUUAGAGAAGGAUUACUGUGAUGUUUUGCCGUUGAGGUAUGUACAGAGAUUGUUAACGUUAUAAAUUGGUUAGAUAGGUAAAAUAAGCUAUGGUUGUUGUAAAA
This is a messenger RNA of Asparagus officinalis (garden asparagus), 1508 nucleotides long. RefSeq names its product E3 ubiquitin-protein ligase ATL6-like. The record is from RefSeq and is a predicted model, not a curated record. NCBI's taxonomy places the organism in Eukaryota, Viridiplantae, Streptophyta, Magnoliopsida, Asparagales, Asparagaceae.